This is a messenger RNA of Salvia hispanica, 891 nucleotides long. The record is from RefSeq and is a predicted model, not a curated record. NCBI's taxonomy places the organism in Eukaryota, Viridiplantae, Streptophyta, Magnoliopsida, Lamiales, Lamiaceae.
UUACUGCUUUCCUCAUUCCCAAUUUCCGAUUUCUUCCGUCUCUUCGGCCGCUAGUUUAUGAAGAAUGGCUGCCGCCGCAGACUCUCCGCCUCCUCCGCCUUCAACCACCGCACCACCACAAGCUGAAUCCGACCAGAUUAAGAAGCCUCCGCCUCCGAAUCUCGCUCCUCCACCCGCAACCUACGUCGUCCGGGUACCGAGAGACCAGAUCUUCUACAUUCCGCCGCCGGGGAACGCCGCAAAAUACGAGAAGUUCAGCCGCGGUAGAGAACGCCGGAGCUUCUGCUGCAGAUGCUGCUGCUUCACCUUAUGCCUCCUCUUCCUCCUGAUCAUCGCCACCGCCGUCUCCGCCGUAGCGGUGUACCUCGUCUUCAGAUUCCAAUCGCCGAGUUACACCGUGACCAAAGUCGCUAUACACGGAAUGAAUCUAACUUCCGCGGCGCCGAUCUCACCGCGAUUCGACGUCGCCGUCAGAGCCGAGAACCCUAAUCUCAAGGUCGGCAUCUACUAUUUGAAGGAAAGCUCCGUAAAUGUUUACUACGACGGAGUGAUGCUAGGCUACGGCGUUUUGCCCGAUUUCUACCAGCCGAGGAAGAAUGUGACGGUGGUGCGGGCGACGGUGGCGGGUUCCGAUGUCGUUCUCGGCGAUGCCGUUAAAACGAAGUUAAGGAAUGCGCAGAGCCGCGGGAAAGUGCCGUUAGUGUUGACGGUGGAAGCCCCCGUUAAGUUUAAAGUGGGAGCCGUUAAGACGUGGGAAAUCACCGCCGAGGUGAAGUGCGACGUCGUUUUGGACAAGUUGAGUGAUAAAGCACAAAUUGUUUCUAAGCAUUGUGAUUAUAGCGUUAGACUUUUUGGAUAGAUAGGAUCAAUUCAAAUUCAUUUUUUUUACUA